Molecule: messenger RNA, 3791 nt
Organism: Acipenser ruthenus (sterlet)
Lineage: Eukaryota; Metazoa; Chordata; Actinopteri; Acipenseriformes; Acipenseridae
Product: 5-hydroxytryptamine receptor 1D-like
Exons: 2
Coding region: 1990-3132 (380 amino acids)
Biological process (GO): smooth muscle contraction; regulation of locomotion; chemical synaptic transmission
Cellular component (GO): plasma membrane
Molecular function (GO): G protein-coupled serotonin receptor activity
Source: RefSeq, a predicted model, not a curated record
CUGAGACUGCUCACACAGUCUCUCCAUAUGAAGCUGCCUGGACCUUCCGAGACAGCCUCGGAGGGUGGGGGGAACCGAACCCGACUAUUGUGUCAAACAGAAGAGUUACCAACUUUCUCUCCCUGCGCAUUUAGACUUCAAUGCGUUCUACCACAAGCAAGUGUAGUGGGCUGUACAGACUAGCAUAUUGUCAAUUCGCUCUUAAUUUGAAUGAAGCUCUUUGUCAGCACGUGUUUUCCUAAAGCUGUGUUGCUCCCUAGUGCCAAGUUGCCUGCACUUACUUUUUUUAGUUUGUGUUUUUACCUGUUUGUAAACGAGGCAAUAACAUCAAACUUAGCCACAUCUUUCGAUCUCUACUAUUACCGACAUGUUUGGUAUUGCACAGAGGAAAACACAGCGACGAUAAAACUGUUUUUCUAAACCGAGCUGUCAGGCGGCUUAUUUUCUGACGACAGUUGAGAAAAGAUUUAUUUUAGAUGUCACGCUGGAGUUUACUAAUGUAUGAGAGCUGGCUGCAGAAGCCCUCCAGAGAGCGUCAUUUUUAUACAAUCAUAUUGGCAAGUUAAAUCUUUUAAUUGCUUCUCUGCUAUACUGGAUUAGAGCCACUACUGUCCUUACCUCUAGUGCUUCGACAAAGAAGAGCUUCGCUGAAAAGGGACUACACUACCCUUUCUAAAACAUCGGCUUUCUAGGACCCGAUUGCUUUGAGCGGAUCAGCUCUGGACAGACUGAGAGAGAGAUAUUUUAAACAAUAAAACACGAACAAACAAAAAACAAACAGCUUUGACAGUUAUGUUUAUUUAUGCAUUGAGGACGACUGCUACCCCGCUUUCAAAUGAAGAGUUGCACUUGCUCCAUCCACAUCGAUUCAAAACAGAAGCAGCUCGUUCACCUGUCAGUGUUGGUUGCAGGUUUUGUUCUCCAGGGCAUCUGAUAUUAAGCCAGUAGCCACGCUUAACAUUUAAUAAAUAAAUAAAUAAAUAAAUAAAUAAAAACCGGAAACGACUUAAGGACAGAAUCUUCAGUAUGGCUAAUGCAGUACCUAAAGUUGGGACUAUCUCUGCUACCUAAAGAAAAAAAAAAAAUCUGUUCUGAAUUUAUACUUCCCAGGCUAAAAAAAAGGACCUCAGAGUUGUUUAAGAUACUGGAAAAAGGGGCUGCGACGACAGGAGAAGAAUCUCAACCAUCUGUCACCAGGCUAACUGAUUAUAUCCUGAUCCUGAAGCAGAGACAUUAAACUCUCUGAGAGUAAAAGAAGGGGUACAAAUUAACAACUGUUACACACUGUAUUGAAAGGUGAACCGAGGUGAAAAGAAUAUUCUGCUUUUGAGUUUGCAGCUCCUGCAAGGAGGACCAUGGGGUCUUUAUGGCAGAGCAAAAAAAAAAAAACUUUCAAUCUAGCAACUCAAGAAACUGUCUUGCUUUCCUAACCAGCUGGAUUCUGUGACCUAUGCACUUUUUCACAGGUGUUAGGCAGCCUACAGCCCUUUACACUCCUAGAUGUCCACAGUAGAAGAAGAUGAUUCUAAGUUUGUCUUGUGAAGCUUGCUUCAAUGCCCUUGAUUUUGGUUAGAGCCCAAACAGCUGGUCGUAUGAGAACUGAACCCCAAGACACAUCAAAUAAAGCCCUACUAACAAAAGAGUUGUAUGUAACAGACAUAUUUCUGACAAAAAUAAAAGACUGAUCUCAAAACAAAUGAUGAAGCAAAACCUGUGUUGCAGUCUGCAUUGUUGCUGUGCUGAAUCUGCUGUGAAAGAGAACAGCAGAUCCAGCACUAAGUGUAUUUUUUAUUGAACUAGAAGUUGUUGUGCUAAAAAUAUAUUGGCGUAAAACAUGAACAUGAAACAUAUUUAGAUUUGGACUUUUGAAAAGCAAUAAUAUAGGUACCAUAAUUGAACACCUAUACUAUUUCCCCAAGAAAUAACUCGAAAUUAAUUUAACUGGGAGGCAUUCAAAAAUUUGUGAAUUGCUUUGUGGUUCAAGUUUUGAUGAUGGCCCAAACCAACCAGUCUGCAGAUAUCUACCUCCAGAUCUUAUCUGCAAACAGCUCACAGAACUUCAGUGACAUGAUUAGCACCUGGGACGAGAACUGCAUCCUGGGGCUGCAGAUCUCUUUGUACAUUAUCUUGGGGAUCAUCACCCUGGCCACGGUCCUGUCCAACAUCUUUGUGAUUAUCACCAUCUUCCUGACUCGUAAACUCCACACUCCAGCUAAUUUCCUCAUAGGCUCCCUGGCAGUGACUGAUCUCCUGGUGUCCAUAUUGGUGAUGCCAAUCAGCAUUGCCUACACUGUGAGCAAGACCUGGUCAUUCGGGCAGAUCAUGUGCGACAUCUGGCUGUCAUCGGACAUCACCUGCUGCACAGCCUCCAUCCUGCACCUUUGUGUCAUUGCUCUUGACCGGUACUGGGCCAUCACGGAUGCCCUUGAGUACUCUAAGAAAAGGACCACCCGUAGAGCGGGGGUCAUGAUCGCUGUGGUCUGGGUGAUCUCCAUCUGCAUUUCCAUACCUCCCCUUUUCUGGAGGCAGGCCAAAGCUCACGAGGAGCUGGCAGACUGCAACGUCAACACCGACCACAUCUUCUACACCAUUUACUCCACAUUUGGGGCCUUCUAUAUCCCCACUGUGCUGCUGAUAAUCCUCUAUGGCAGGAUAUAUGUGGCUGCCAGAUCAAGGAUCUUCAAGCCCCCGUCUUCUUGUGGGAAGCGCUUUACCACAGCCCAGCUGAUAGGUGGAUCUGAUGGGUCCUCGCUCUGCUCCAUUAACUCAAACUCUAACCAAGAUGGCCAGCUACAGCCUGGAGGUUCUCCGAUUUUCAGAAACCACGUCAAGGUCAAGCUGGCAGAUAGUGUGCUGGAGCGGAAGAGGAUCUGUGCGGCUAGAGAGAGGAAAGCCACCAAGACCCUCGGGAUCAUCCUGGGAGCAUUCAUCUUUUGCUGGCUGCCCUUCUUCGUGGUGACCUUGGUAAUAUCUAUCUGCCAGGAGGCCUGUUGGUUCCAUCCAGUGCUCUUUGAUUUCUUCACCUGGCUAGGGUACCUGAACUCCCUCAUCAACCCAGUGAUCUACACGGCUUUCAACGAUGAGUUCAAGCAAGCUUUCCAGAAGCUCAUACGAUUUAAGCAGUGCUAUUAAGCCUCUCUGAACAGCAUUAUUGUUUAUUCUCCAUUCUCAAUUUCAUCUGGUAUAGCAACCAGUGAAGCUUAGCUACUAGUACUGUAUUGUGAAACUGGUGAUCUGUUUAAAGUAUUUUUUGGGGUCAUUGUACAUUUUAGUACACUGAAUCAAAAUGGCUCAUCUUGUAAAGAUCAGAACCUCAAAGCUAUUUCCUGCCUUAAGUGUUUGCAUGUUAAUAGUGUACAUCUAGCAAAAAAUGUCUUGAAUAUGAACGGAUAAGACUUUGUGUUUAAAGAACCAUAAUCAAUCCCUGCCUUAAAAGUUUUGAAAAUGAAAGGGGGGCUUCUGUAGUGCAAACCAAAAACAUUCAAAAAAGCCACUUUGUGGUGGUUCUUAGUCAAGGUUGUUAGAUUAUAUGUAGUUUUUGUUAUAGGUUCUGAUUAACAUAUGUGUUCCUUUUUUUUAACCUGUCCAUGAUGAAAUCACAUGUAACUGUGCAUCAAACAAAAAAUGUAAUUUGUAAAUAGUUAACCAUUGGUAUUACUGUACAUGCGGAUCUCAAUGGGCAAAACAACAUACACAUGGUAAGAUCUCAUUUUCUGUACCUGCAGAAACCAUCAAAGUAUUAUACAUAUUAGACUGUUUAAAUUACGCUUUUACCUUGAAAUAAAGCUCAU